This is a messenger RNA of Cryptococcus deneoformans JEC21, 793 nucleotides long. RefSeq lists its product as hypothetical. The transcript is spliced from 4 exons. The record is from RefSeq and is a predicted model, not a curated record. The coding region runs from base 352 to 747 and encodes 131 amino acids. NCBI's taxonomy places the organism in Eukaryota, Fungi, Basidiomycota, Tremellomycetes, Tremellales, Cryptococcaceae.
CUUGAAGCUUAACUUAUUUUUCAUGCGUCUUCCUGGUGUGAGCAUUCUAUUUCAACUUCGUCGCUAAAAGAUAUGAAGUAUCUACUACAAUAAAUAAUGGUAUGGACAACACUUUGUCUAUUCACAUUUUUCUCAUCAUUACUUUUUAGUCCUUUCAGUAACAAUAACCUCCUUUCGUUCGAACAACUUCCGUAGCAUAAAAAGCUACGGUCGUUCCUUUCAUCGUCUUCUGAUAAACCGUACUUACCAUAUCAAAGGGUCAUGAAUUGACAGUGAUCGCAUACCAUGUAAGAUUGAUUCAGUACUCGCAUGUCUUUGAUUGAAUGAGACUGCCAACAGUAUACUAGCAAGAUGAUGAGAGGCUUCUUCGGUUCUUCGAAUAAAACAGCAAAAAAGAAGGAAAAGGAGCAUAACAGUAGUGGCACAGAUCCAACAUCUAGCCUGACUACAUCUGGGACCGAGACCUCUAAUUACAGUGCAUCGUCUAGCUCAAAUCGCAGCGAAAUUUCUAUUACCAGCAGCAGUAGUGCGUCAGAAGAAAGCUCCGGGACUAGCACAUCGUACAGCUCCAGUUCAGACAGUUCACCUGAAACGGAUUCGUUGUCGUCAUCCAGUGACAGUAAUAGCUCGGGAGAGACAUCCUCCCGAGAGAGCACUUCGCCUGAAAACACAUCACGUGCUGGAAUCACUCGCUUCUUCUCCCGACAAAUGCAAAACGUCGCAGAUGCUUUGACCGGCAAAAGAUAAGUAAAAGCAAAUAUGUCUGGCUCGUCAUCAUGCAUAGUCACCUUGU